Molecule: messenger RNA, 1645 nt
Organism: Aspergillus calidoustus
Lineage: Eukaryota; Fungi; Ascomycota; Eurotiomycetes; Eurotiales; Aspergillaceae
Source: the annotation of a GenBank genome assembly
GUUUCAUUCUUUUCAAGCCUUUUAGCGAAAUAUAUCCAUACCUUCUUUGCUACCUCAUACAUUUUCUGAUUCUUGGCCUUACAGUCUAAGCAAACAGGAGAGCCCCAUUAUCCUCGUCGCUUGCAAUUUUUUUGCGAAUUGACGGGCAUCCGCCCCUUGUCUUGGCAUUUCCAUAAUUUUAAACGACACGAGAACAUUACAUCGCAAUCCCUUGUAGUUUGGAGGGAAGAUGAAGUUUAUGCCAUCACAAAGACCUUUCUCUCAAUUUCUGAGGACAUGGGGCGCUCACUACUCUGUAUUGAAAGCACACUAUUCGAUACCGAUACCACAGCCAAUCUUUCGUCGGAAACUCAGCACAAGACCAACAGUGACAAACACAUUUCAGCAACGGCAAGCUGAGUAUGUUGGAGAGACCGGCCGCAUUUAUGCAGUGCAUCGGACUAUCAGAUAUUCCCCUCUAGAUCAAAAUUUCCUUGCUGCAUCCGACGACGGGCAGAAAUUUUUCCUGAAGCGUCUACGACCCGAGGAUUUCAAGAGGUAUCAGAUCGUCAAUGAUCGCCUUAAGGAUAGCGCCAGCCAUUUCCGCUUGCUUAAAGAUGUCAUCCCUAGCGAGUCCAUGAUUGUUUACGAGCACUACUGUACCAGCUUUUACCGUACUAUAAGGCGACGAAAUAGACUACCGCUUAGUAUGGUUAAAAAGAUACUAAAGAGUUUGCUCAAUCUUCUUGCUGAGUUACACGAUCGGGACGUUGUUUACGGAGUUUUCGGCCUGGAGGAUAUACUUAUCGACCUGACCGAGGACCAGGGUCAGCUCACCCUCAACAAAGUCCAGCUUGCGCAUUCAAUCAAUACAGCCUAUGUGCCCCGCGGAUCAAAUAUUGUCGGUAGACAGGUCGGGCCCCGGAGAUGGAGAAGCCCCGAAGCAACCAUCUUGGGACCUGUGAACAAAGCCUCGGAUAUUUUCUCUUUUGCUCUUCUUUGCAUCUUCGCUGUAUACAGACGCGUCGUUUUCAACGACAUACUGGUCAAGAAUCAUGAGAAGUCAGACAUCCAGAUCUCUAUACUGGAGCGCCAAAUAUCCUAUUUCGCUGAUAGGAAGGGGCUUGAAGGGUUUAUGAAGUAUCUUGGGAAAGAACACCCUCUUAGUCCAAUGAUUGAGCUGACUUGGGACGGCUUCCACGAGGGAAAUCCCCGCAAGCCAUUUUCGAAAUGGGACAAUGUGCAUGAGGAUUUCAGGAGCCUCAUUCUUGCCAUGACGAACUUUGAUCCCAGCAAGCGGAUUACGGCUCGUCAGGCAUUAGAGCAUAAGUGGUUCGAGGAUGUUGAAGUGGUGCAGCAAGACGAUCGCCCUGAGAUACAGGAGAGCAACCAGGACUCUUCCUUGGUUCUAAGGUGAAGCGAUAGGGGUUAAAGGGAUUAUUCACCUCUGUCCCUUAGAGGGGCUUGUUGCAUUCACAACUAGCUGAAUGCUGAGCCAAGCAUUUAGUAAGUGUAUAUUAGUGACUAUCUAUGACCUGUCCAACUUUAAUUAUAUAAUGAGUCUCCCUCCCUCGGGGUCGGCCAGAUACCUCGUUCUGUUUGACUCGUUUACGACCUCACUGGACUGCCCCCUCAUCCACUCAAUUUGGAAACAUUUCUCAGAACC